Andrographis paniculata is the source of this 513-nucleotide messenger RNA. Its product is annotated as calvin cycle protein CP12-1, chloroplastic-like. The coding region runs from base 1 to 396 and encodes 131 amino acids. Gene Ontology annotation, biological process: negative regulation of reductive pentose-phosphate cycle. Lineage: Eukaryota; Viridiplantae; Streptophyta; Magnoliopsida; Lamiales; Acanthaceae. The transcript has a single exon. The record is from RefSeq and is a predicted model, not a curated record. Gene Ontology annotation, cellular component: chloroplast.
AUGGCAGCAGCAGCAGUAGCAGCCAGAGGAGGAGGAGUCACCGUAGCAGCACCAAAAUUCAUCACCAAGGCGUCGUCGGAAUCUUCAAUUAAAGCUCAUGCCGUCAGGUUUUCCCUCUGGAAAAAGCGCGCCGGCGGGAGGAUGACGUGCGUCGGACCUGUGGCGGCAGGGGCGCCGGACCAAAUCUCAGGGAAGGUGGAGGAGAGCAUAAAAAACGCGCAGGAAGUAUGCUCCGAUGAUCCAAUUAGCGGCGAGUGCGCGGCGGCGUGGGACGAGGUGGAGGAGCUGAGUGCUGAGGCCAGCCAUGCCAAAGACAGGAAGAAGGAAUCGGACCCGUUGGAGAAUUUCUGCAAAGACAACCCAGAGACCGACGAGUGUCGCACAUAUGAUAACUAAUUAGCUAUUGGGAAUAUUGUCAUACUUAUACAUCACCAUAGCUUGCACUUUGUAUCUAUGGAACACCUUUGAUACUUGUAAUAUCAAUGGAAUAGUAGUUGUUUACAUGUUUCUUUA